This is a messenger RNA of Leguminivora glycinivorella, 4077 nucleotides long. It is a transcript of the gene ema, whose product is annotated as protein CLEC16A homolog. Gene Ontology annotation, biological process: endosomal transport; endosome to lysosome transport; regulation of autophagosome maturation. The record is from RefSeq and is a predicted model, not a curated record. Gene Ontology annotation, cellular component: endolysosome membrane; late endosome. NCBI's taxonomy places the organism in Eukaryota, Metazoa, Arthropoda, Insecta, Lepidoptera, Tortricidae.
UCGGAGUUUGAGGCAGUGGGACGCUGCUUCGUUAAAAAAAUCUAGACAAAAAACGAAAUACUGUGUUCUUUUUGUUCAAUUUCUUUUAAAGUAGCCCCACUGCAACCAACGUAUUCCUUUUUCAUUUGCGACUCCCGUAGUGACGAAGUACGGAAACCAUGUGAAGUGAUAAUUGCUUGAAGUGACGUGCAUCAUUAAAUCCAAGUGCGUAAUGUGCAGUUUCUCCAGUGAACCGUAUUAAAUAAACAGCUAACAUGUUUAGAAGUAGAAGCUGGUUUGGAGGCUGGGGCCGCCCCAAAAACCCUCAUUCUCUCGAACGCUUGAAGUAUUUACACAACAUCCUAUGUAAGAAUACGACAGUGUCUGAGAGCAAUCGUGGUACCCUAGUGGAGUCUUUGAGGUGUAUAGCGGAGAUAUUGAUAUGGGGAGACCAGAAUGAUAGCUCAGUUUUUGACUUUUUCUUGGAAAAGAAUAUGCUAUCUUACUUCCUCAAGAUAAUGAGACAGAAAUGCGGAGGCUCUUCAUAUGUGUGUGUACAACUACUUCAGACGUUGAACAUACUGUUCGAAAACAUAAGAAAUGAAACAUCACUAUAUUACUUGCUGAGCAAUAACCACGUGAACUCGAUAAUCGUGCACAAGUUCGACUUCUCCGACGAAGAGGUGAUGGCGUACUACAUUUCGUUCCUCAAGACUCUCAGCUUCAAACUGAACAGCCACACGAUACAUUUCUUUUAUAAUGAGCACACAAAAGACUUCCCUCUAUACACGGAGGCGAUAAAAUUCUUCAACCACUCAGAGUCCAUGGUGAGGAUUGCGGUACGGACGCUGACUCUCAACGUGUAUAGAGUGCAAGAUGCGAGCAUGCUGCGAUUCAUUAGAGACAGGACGGCAGCGCCAUACUUCAGUAACCUAGUUUGGUUUAUCGGCAAACACAUAUUGGAGCUGGACGCGUGCGUGCGAAAUGACUCGGAUUAUCUUUGUCAAUUUCGUCUUAAAGAUAUUUUAUUAAAUUACAGUCCGCUCAAUUAGUUCAUCAUUAAACAGCUACACUACAUCAACGACAUCCUCUGUCUCAACAUUCCUGACCUCAACGAUGUGUUAACCGAACAUCUCUUGCACAAACUCCUUGUUCCCCUCUACAUAUACUCUUUGACCUCUGACUCUGUGAAACGUCCGAUGUCUCGCCAAAACUCAUCGCCGUACAACAGAGAUAACUUGCAGACUAUAGAAGUUAUCACAAGGAAUUUAGAGGCGAUCCUUAAAGGCAAAAGCUCUGAUAUGUCACCAUCUAGAGUGUCUUUUAAUAGACAAAGAAUGGAAUCAGAUGAUGAAGUAAAACCAUCUGUCUCCUGUGUAGUAUCCCUAUUUCUACUAUCCCAAGUAUUUUUAAUAAUCACACAUGGUCCUAUAGUACACGCGCUAGCAUGGAUAAUAUUACAGUCAGAUUUAUCAGUAUUCGAAGAUGGAGCUACUAAGAUAUUAGAAAUGUAUAUAAGUAACGCUAAAUCUAGCGUUAAGUUAGAGUUUUCUAAGCCGCAACUAAGUUUAGAGAAGGCCUUAGAAAGUUCGGGACAAGAGAGAGACUAUACGACUCCAGAAUACAGUGGUCCCAAGCUAUUUGGUUAUGAUACGGAUCAGUCGAGUUGUGAUUUAGAUCCCGAAUUAGUGUCCACUUCGUUACCGUCCACUUCGCAUAUAAGUGAGUCUUCUAGCGUGGCCCACGACUCAACAGAAGAUCUGGUUACUCAGAUAGCUUCGAAAUCUUCCAGCGCUGUGACUUUAGCUAAGCAGAAUAUGCCUGAUUCGCCUUUACCUGACUCUGGUAUUGAGUCGAGCUCUUCAAAGUCAGGUCCUGAACUGAAUAAUAUAACUGACGAAGAAAAACAAAAGCUACUUGGUGUCCCACCCAGUUCCCCUGCGUUACCAUCGACGUCGAUGGAAAAUAUACUAAUAAGAGAAAAUAGAGAGAUUGAGACAAGGCCGUUUUUGAAGACGAUUCUAGAUUCUUUGGACUGUAGUGAGAAUGACUAUAAGGCGCUUUUUGCGCUAUGCUUGCUGUUUGCGUUGAUAAAUAAUAAAGGCGUAAACACGGAACUCCUUGACACGCUACUAUGCCCAGAACAGAACGAAAAUUCAAAUCCAACGGCUACUCCAAGCGAACAGUCCGUAGAGACACAAGAUGGCGCCACCUCCACUCCGUCCAAACGACCAGUGCAGAGCUACAAUGCGUUACUCAUAUCCAAGCUCACGGCUAUCGUGGCACAGAGCUGUAAACCAACAUCAAAAGUCCGUCUAGUGACGCUAGAGUUGAGCGUGACGCUGGUGGGCAUAGCCAUGCUGGGCGCCGGCGGCGCGGCGGGCGCGCGGCACGUGGCCGCCGCGGACAGUCUGCGGGCGCGCGCGGCGGCGCUGGCAAGGAACUUCUACAAGUGCGACGACAUCUUCCUAGACAUGUUUGAGGACGAGUACUGUGAGAUGAGUAAGCGACCCUUAAACGUGGAAUGGCUUUGCAUGGAUGCUGCCAUUCUCCUGCCACCAACUCGCACGCCUAUGAGCGGUAUCGCGUUUGCCAAGCGAUUACCCAGCGGAGAGAUGGAACGAGCAAGACGCGCCAUUCGAAUUUUCCUCAUACGGGACCUGUAUUUGAAGUUGACUGGCAAACCAGAGACGCAACUGCCACUGGCCAACCCCGCGCCUUUCGUUCAAGUCGGUGACGUCUUAGAUCUUAAUGACUCCGACCUAAUAUCGUGCGAUAUAAUCCAGAAGGACGGCACGUGGCACCACAGGUUCCUGGCCGUGGACAACAUACAGAUUAUACUAGUGGAGCCCGACAAGCAGCGGCUUGGCUGGGGCGUGGCCAAGCUGGUCGGCAGCUUGCAGGACUUAGAAAUACAAGGCGAUAAAGAAGACCCUCGUUGUCUACACCUCACCAUCCACAAACCACGUGUAGGGGCCAGCGGAGCUCUGCCCCGAACCGUGUUACUACGAGCCAAGUUCAAGUUCGACGACCAUAUACGAAGUAUGGCCGCUAAACAGAGGCUCACCAAGGGCCGCACCAAAUCCCGUCAAAAGAAGAUGCAGCAAAUCGGUCGACUGUUAGAAGUGGCCGGGAUGGCUGGCGCGCCAACCCUCGCGCCCCGUCACCGCCCGCUGUUCGCUCGCCCCGGAGUCACCACUGUGCGUCGACACGGCAGUGCAGACGGGGACGAUAUAGAGCGUCGACUUCGCAGACCCAGUGGGCAUAUGUUGAAAGACGGCAUUGUCGUUUACCGCGAAAGAACCACCAGUCGAGAAAGUAGUAUAUCGCGUGGCAGCAGCGGCCACGCGUCCCGCGACGGUUCGCCGCGCUCCCGAUCCGAAGAGAUACCUCUUGAGGACAUCAGGAGGAACGCGGUAGUCACCACCGCCCCCGCUACCGUCUCUAUGCAGACUCAACCAACCACGUCUCAAGUCCAGAAGCCGCAGGUUUCCUCCGAAGAGACAUCCUUUAUAUCGGGCGAGCCGCGACCCAAACGCAAGGGGAUCGUCGAAACCAUUUGAUAUUAACCUAAAUUGAGGUACGGUUACAACUGAGAGGAGCUAGGGGUCAAAUUAUUUGUGGUUUUCCUAAUAUCCAUAGACCCAGCAGCAUUUGGUUGUUUGGUUGUUUUUGAAUUUCACUCUCAAAGUCGUCCAUCAUUACACUUUUGAUAUUCUAAGGGCCACUUGCAUCAAUGAAAAUGGAGGCUUAACCCGAGGGUUAACCCACCAUUUUAUAUGGAAUUCGACAGAUGACAGCUCACUAACCCUGAGUUAAGUGGUUGGUGCAAGUAGGCCUAAGACAAAUAUGCAUAUAUCAUAAUUAAAUGAAAACGAUCAAUGCUUCAAAGUUUGCCAUGCAAAUGACUUUUCAUUUUGACAGAAAGACCACAUAUUGAUAGAGUUAUGUGCAUUCGAUCGUUUCCUUAAAUAAUAUCCAACUUGGCGUUUCAUACGUUACUGUCGUGGAAAGUGAAUUUUCAUCUUAAAUUAAACGUAUAAGCACUCAUAUUAUAACAAUUUCAUCUUCAUAGAAAAUUCAAUUAAUAUUCAUGGA